AUGGAUAACAUGUUGACACUAUUACACUGGCUGACUAACCCCAGGCUCAUUAUCAUCGGGAGUAAGACAUUGAUACGACUGUCCACUACUGGGUACACAUACGUGUCGGCAAUCAUGUCCUUUACAUCGGUUGCCAUUGUGGUCAUAAGUCAUAUAAAUAAUUUCAGCUUUUUCUACUCCAACCUCCAGGUCCAAUAUGCGAUUUGCCUCAAAGCCAGUUGUACUCCAAACGAGUACACCGUUCACGACAUUAAUCCGCAAAUCUCUGGCAAACUCUGUGUUAACAUUGGUGGCCGAUAUCAAGAGUCGAGGAUAAUUACCUGGAAUAUAAAAUGUGGUGGUACCUACACCAAUGACCAUGGCUAUAUCUCAACCCCAAACUACCCCCACUCAUACCCGGCUGAUAUAGUGUGUAAAUGGACGAUAACUGUGGGCCCGGAAUAUAGCAUAAAAUUAUUAUUCAAUGAUUUCUAUACAUUUGAAAGUGAUUUCCUCAGUGUAUAUAACGGCGACUCAGAUACCAGUCCUCUCCUAGGGUGUGGGGGUGAGUUAACUGCCAACGAGGUUAUUAGACUUAACACAGAGUUUGCCAGAGAUUUGCGGAUUAAUGUCGUGAACGGUGUACUCGUUUGGAGUACAACUGGCUUUGAGGCAAAUCUAAUGCAAAGUAAUUUAGACGGAAGUAAUGAAACACUAAUGAACACAUGGUUUACCGCAUAUUGGACCUGGAGGUUGGAGUAG
Molecule: messenger RNA, 741 nt
Organism: Oppiella nova
Lineage: Eukaryota; Metazoa; Arthropoda; Arachnida; Sarcoptiformes; Oppiidae
Source: the annotation of a GenBank genome assembly